This is a messenger RNA of Porites lobata, 2321 nucleotides long. The record is from the annotation of a GenBank genome assembly. NCBI's taxonomy places the organism in Eukaryota, Metazoa, Cnidaria, Anthozoa, Scleractinia, Poritidae.
AUGGGUAUACAGGGUAUACAGGGUAUACAGGGUAUACAGGGUAUACAGGGUAUACAGGGUAUACAUGGGUAUACAGGGUAUACAGGGUAUACAGGGUAUACAGGGUAUACAGGGUAUACAGGGCAUACAGGGUAUACAGGGUAUACAUGGGUAUACAGGGUAUACAGGGCAUACAAGGCAUACAGGGUAUACAUGGGUAUACAUAGGCAUACAGGGUAUACAGGGCAUACAUGGUAUACAGGGUAUACAAGGUAUACAGGGUAUACAUGGGUAUAGGGUAUACAUGGGGGCAUACAGGGCAUACAUGGGUACAGGGUAUACAGGGGCAUACAGGGUACACAUGGGGUAUACAGGGUAUACAGGGUACAGGGUAUACAUGGGCAUACAGGGGCAUACAGGGUAUACAGGGCAUACAGGGCAUACAGGGCAUACAUGGCAUACAGGGUAUACAUGGGUAUACAGGGUAUACAUGCAUACAGGGUAUACAUGGGCAUACAGGGUAUACAGGGUAUACAGGGCAUACAUGGGUAUACAGGGUAUACAGGGUAUACAGGGUAUACAUGGCAUACAGGGUAUACAGGGUAUACAGGGUAUACAGGGUAUACAGGGCAUACAUGGUAUACAGGGUAUACAUGGGUAUACAGGGUAUACAGGGGUAUACAGGGCAUACAGGUAUACAUGGGUAUACAGGGUAUACAUGGGUAUACAGGGUAUACAGGGUAUACAGGGUAUACAGGGCAUACAGGGUAUACAUGGGUAUACAGGGUAUACAGGGUAUACAGGGCAUACAGGGUAUACAGGGGUAUACAGGGCAUACAGGGUAUACAGGGCAUAAGGUAUACAUGGGUAUACAGGGUAUACAUGGCAUACAGGGUAUACAUGAGUAUACAGGGUAUACAUGGGCAUACAGGGCAUACAGGGUAUACAGGGUACAUGGCAUACAGGGGUAUACAGGGUAUACAGGGUAUACAUGGGUAUACAGGGUAUACAGGGUAUACAGGGUACAGGGUAUACAGGUAUACAGGGGUAUACAGGGUAUACAGGGUAUACAUGGGUAUACAGGGUAUACAGGGUAUACAGGGUAUACAGGGUAUACAUGGGUAUACAGGGUAUACAGGGUACAGGGUAUACAGGGUAUACAUGGGUAUACAGGGUAUACAGGGUAUACAGGGUAUACAAGGUAUACAUGGGUAUGCAGGGUAUACAGGGUAUAUACAGGGUAUACAAGGUAUACAGGGUAUACAUAUCAUACAAAGUUAAACAUACAGGUAUAAACAGGAAACGAUACAUUUCAGGGUAUAAAGGGUUUGCCUCCAAACAUGAUUUAAGAGUACGCCCGCUCAGUUUUACGGUUUACUAUCAGCUGUUCAACGAAUUCGCAAAAAUGUUACCGAUACUGCUGAGACAAAAGACUAUAACUUUGAAACACUGAGUGAAAACUGAAUUGUUAAAAGAGAAAAGCUAGGUCCAAUAAUUUACCAAAAGCUGACCAGAGCCAGUAGUUUAACCGCACGUAAAAGCCAACUACAAUGACUUCAAGACUGUAACUACUCAGACGAAGAAGGAACUUUUAACUAAGAACUUGCCUAUUUUAUGGCAAAAAGUACGGUGCACAAAAAGCACCAAACUGAGUUCCAAUUUAUACUAUCACAUAGGCGCAUACCAACCAAUGAUUUCUGGACUUAAAAUAGGACGAAAAAGAAAAUGACAUAUAUGCCUUUUGCAACAAUUCCUCAGACACGCUAAUUCAUCUUUUUGGUCUCGCCAUGUUACAUGAGCAUACAGGGUAUAAAGGGUAUACAUGGGUAUACAGGGGUACAUGGGUAUACAGGGUAUACAGGGUACACAUACAGGGUAUACAGGGUAUACAGGGUAUACAUGGGUAUACACAGGGAUACAUGGCAUACAGGGUAUACAUGGGUAUACAGGGUAUACAUGGGUAUACAGGGUAUACAGGGUAUACAGGGUAUACAGGGCAUACAGGGUAUACAUGGGUAUACAGGGUAUACAGGGCAUACAGGGUAUACAUACAGGGUAUACAGGGUAUACAGGGCAUACAUGGCAUACAGGGUAUACAUAGGCAUACAGGGCAUACAGGGUAUACAGGGCAUACAGGGUAUACAUACAGGUAUACAGGGUAUACAGGGCAUACAGGGUAUACAGGGCAUACAUGGGCAUACAGGUAUACAUGGGUAUACAGGGCAUACAUGGGUAUACAGGGUAUACAGGCAUACAUGGUAUACAGGGUAUACAGGGUAUACAGGGUAUACAGGGUAUACAUGGCAUACAGGGUAUACAGGGCAUACAUGGGUAUACAGGUA